Molecule: messenger RNA, 270 nt
Organism: Cetraspora pellucida
Lineage: Eukaryota; Fungi; Glomeromycota; Glomeromycetes; Diversisporales; Gigasporaceae
Source: the annotation of a GenBank genome assembly
AUUUCUACUACUAAUAAGAAUAAUAAACGAUUACAUUGUGAAUCCAGUUUUCAAGAUACAAUUGAAGUAAUGGAAAUGGAAUCAACAAAUAAUGCUGAGGGUACAUCCAUGGUGCAAAAUAACAAUAAAAAUGAUUUAAUUUUAGAUAUUGAAUUGGAAGAAAGAAAAAUUGCUUUAUUAAAAUGUCAAACCAGAGUUAGAAAAGAAACUGCUGAAGCGGAGGCUAUUGAAUUACAAAACCAGCAGCUGAAAGCAAGCUUGGGCUUGUAA